Molecule: messenger RNA, 1170 nt
Organism: Seminavis robusta
Lineage: Eukaryota; Bacillariophyta; Bacillariophyceae; Naviculales; Naviculaceae
Source: the annotation of a GenBank genome assembly
AUGCAAGAACAAAAACCCGGUCGAUCCAUGAGCAGCACCGGGCGCAAGAGCAGUAAGAUGCUGCAGCCUCCCGCCAUGGACGAUAUGGAUCAGUCCGAAAUGGAUCACACCAACGCCAACGAUGACAACGAUAACAAGACACCCGCCGAUGAUGAUCGCAGCCAAGAAAGCGCUCGUCACGAGAGUCCUCGUUCCAAGCUACGAGAAGCCAUGGACAUGAUCAAUCAGUUGCGUUAUCGGUGCGGGACCAUUGUCAACAAUGAAAAUGUCCAGUUCUUUAUCGUCAUUUUGAUUGCCGUCAACGCUAUUAUGAUGGGAGUGGGAACCUUUGAUUUUGUCACUGAAAAUCCAGAAGUCGAUCAUGCAUUCGAAACCACCGACAAGGUCUUUCUGGUCAUAUUUACCAUUGAGUUGGUCAUGCAGUUCAUAUUUCAUGGAUGGAGGCUCCUCUUGGAUGGAUGGCUCGUCUUCGAUUUAAUUGUGAUUGCCAUGAGUUGGACUUUCUCACAAGUACAAAUUAUUCGAGCAUUCCGUAUUUUCCGUGCACUGCGUUUGAUUACCAGAAUUGAAGUCAUGAAGAACCUGGUUCUAGCCCUCUUCGGAGUCAUGCCCCGAAUGUGUGCCAUUGGUAUUCUCCUCUUUUUGGUCUCGUACAUCUUUGCCGUCAUGUUCACACAACUAUUCAAGGACCUUUACGCUGAAGGAGCCACCAGUGAAGAUUAUUUUGGAAGAAUGGACGGAACGUUCUUUACACUCUUCCAAAUCAUGACACUCGAUUCAUGGGCCGACAUUGCGCGAGAAGUCAUGGUCGUACAUCGAUGGGCAUGGUUGCCAUUCAUCUCCUUUGUCAUCAUCACCGGUUUCAUCGUCGUCAACUUGAUUAUUGCCGUCAUUUGCGAUGCCAUCUCCGCAUUGAACGACGACGAAAAGGCCAAGUUGGAGGGACAAUUCGAUACCAACAAGGCACAAGAAGCAGACGAAGAUUCCCAAAAUGGAGAUGGGGAGGGAGCCAACCUACCCGAGGCGGAUGUGCAAGAACAGUUGGAUUCGCUGGAAGCGCAAGUGGAAGAAUUGACACGAGUUCAAGUGCAAACGCUUUACACCCUCGAGUACCUGGCGCGACAGCUGCAACGAUCGAGGGCCAUGGAAGAAAGAAACGAAGGAUUGUAA